Molecule: messenger RNA, 6032 nt
Organism: Topomyia yanbarensis
Lineage: Eukaryota; Metazoa; Arthropoda; Insecta; Diptera; Culicidae
Exons: 9
Coding region: 1-5688 (1895 amino acids)
Biological process (GO): imaginal disc-derived wing hair organization
Cellular component (GO): cell cortex
Source: RefSeq, a predicted model, not a curated record
AUGCUGGAAUCAUUAUUUGCGCCGCACCACUUCAAGAAAAACAAUUAUAAUAUACUAGAGCAACAAUUAUUGCCUGAUUUGAAUCGCUCCUUGCGAAGGGUUAACCCUACUCGUGUCCUAAAACUACCGUCGCAAUUGCCAUGUGCUUUACCUCCGCCGACCCGAUGGCAUCGAAGGAGGCGACGACACUUGACUUGGGUGCAACUUGCAACGAAUACUAUUUUAGCCAUCGGGAUGCUCCUCGGUGGUACUGGUGUGACUAUUUGCGAUGGGGCAGCCGCUCCAACGCCGGCAGCCAAAGGAACCAUUUCGAACUACGGAACGCGAACAGGACUCACGCGAAUCGGCGUUGCCGAUACGUCUCGGAUCGUCAACUUAACGCGGCUGCACGGUGGUGAUCUGUUUUAUACUUUUGAAAACGAAAAAUGUGAUACAGAUACGUGCGUCGGUUUGUCAAGUGGAACGGCAAGUCUUUCCCUAGGUGUUUUAAGUAAUGAACAAAACAUCAUCAAAGAGAUCGACAUGGCAUCCAACUUGGGAACCGAGUGCAAGUGCCAGUGUCUCUCGCAUCUGACCACAUACCGUGAAGAUCUGGGCAUUUGCGUGGACGACGUGAGAGAGUGUACCCUAGCGCCUUUCAUCAGUGGAUCAACCUCGGAGAAGAUUCCUUUCGUGUUCCUGCCGCACCGCGGUCAGAUCGUCUAUCCGAGUAAAGAGAUCGGUUUUCCGGGUGUAAAGAUGCCAAUGUGCGCCGUUUCUGGAUCACAGUACCUGACGAACACGGGUUGGGCCGAACUGCGCAAUCCGAUCGACACGGACGUCCCGUUCCGACUGUUUCGCGAUGAGGGGCGCAUCUAUCUGCAGUGGCUCGGCGAAACGGAACUGCGCCAACGAAUGCAGGGUCGGCUGAUACUGGUGCAUCUCAUGUGCCGGGACAUGACGCCACAGCUGGUGUUGAAGGACGGACGGACGCGAGCCUUUGAUGAUAUGCUCCCUAAUCAGAACAUCUUCACGCCAUGUGUGGCAUUUCGUGUUGUUGGGACGCCGAUCAAAUAUGUCAACAAUGUCACCGAGGUCAGCUUCUCCUCAGAAACCCACAUUGAUCACCAAUCGGGACUGAGCACAAAGGAGUACAUCGUAAUCGCUAUUUGCAGUCUCUGUCUGGGGCUUAUCUAUAUUGCGUCGGUUUUUCUCUACAUCCACAUGAAAAAGCGAAAACGGGGGACAGGCGAUGACGACGAUGCUAACACGAUCAAGAACGACUACUCGUCCUACCAGCAGAAUGAUCAAGUCACGUUCGGAGUUGGGUUGGGCUCACAGGUUAACCCGUUCGGUGGACAACCGCGAAACAGCUUCGUUGGGCGAGGCGGAAGCCAGAGACAGACCGGAGCUGCGGGCCAUCGUGGCAUCUCAACGGCAAUGAACGUGGGACUACACGCUGAGGAGAUGGGGAUCGUAAAAAAUAAUCCGCUGUUGAAGCACUUUCCGAACCUGAGCGAUAACUCGGGAUUCAUCAGUGAUAACUCCAACUCCGUGUCGGAAUUCGAAGAUGACCGAAUGAUUGAAACUGAGAAGAGGAUGCAAACCACUGCCAACAUUCACCAGCCAAAAAACUACUUAGGGCAUACCGACAUGGAUGGAGGACUUCACCAUCCGCAGCAGCAGCUUCACAACCACCAGCAGCAGUCCCAACAGAAUUCCGACGGGAUGAACAACGUGAAUGGUCCCGAUACCGAGUGUUUGCCCGAGGAAAAUGUGUCCAUUGUCGAAGAUAUCAGCAACGACGAAAAGCUAGAAAGUAUGAAGUCUAUCGUCAACGGAACUAUGCGACGAAAGCUGUAUUUCAAUCCUGCGUACUUUGAGCCACAUCUUCUAGUGACACCCCCUCCGGCGGCCGUCGAAUUCUUGAAUAAGAUUCGAGAAGUAAUUACAAUCGCCAAGUACAAAAUGUCCGCAAAAAGGUUUCAGCCAUCACUUAACAUUAUCCCCGAAGAACUACAACAUGUUCAUGGAUCUGACAUAUACGCUGCGGCUCACACGGCCCCUCCUAGUCGCCGCAGUAGCCUAAUUAGUUCCCGUAGAGAUAGUUCGAAGAAAAGUAUCUGUUCUGGAUGUCCGGGUUGUGAAAAGAAAGCGGGCAACUCUGAUGUAGUAGUACCUUCCAGCAAUUGCAAAAACUGCGGCGACAAACAAAACAGCAUUCGGAAAUGGUUGGAAGACGUGUCCUCCGACCACGGCGAUACAGCUAACGAUUCCGAUGUAUUCGAUGGAGGUAAGUCAGGAUCGUUCAGCAAUUCUACAGAAAACAUAGACUCCCUCAAAUCGUUAGACGAUCGAUCGACAUGCGAAUCACUUCCUAUAAAUCCAGAAAUCAAAAAACAACUCAAAUCCAUACGAUCGCGUCACGGCAGUAUGCAUAGUGACAGCUCCUCUGCCUCCGAUAACGAAACAAUCGUUGCUAAUAGCGUUAAGGAAAGAUCUUCACUAGUACGCGCUCCUUCUCGAGCCAGAUCGAUUCGUUCGGAUACAAGCUCAGCACCGAAGAUCGUGUCGCACAGUCUUAAAUCUGAUGUUAUAAAAGUCAACAAGUUUGGGUCCGAAGGUGGUUCUCUUAUGAAAAACAAUAGUUUUGUUUACGAUCCAACCCCCAACGAAAGCCAUCCCAAGAAUCAGGAUACCUAUAUGAGGAAUAUUAACAACUCCCUGGUAAAUCUAGACUCCAACAAGAUUUAUGAUAAGCACGAUCUGUAUAACAUCACUAGCAACGAACUGUUCAAUAAUCCACAGUUUGAGACAUCCCCGAAAAUGCAGCAUAGAUCUAUGAAUGCCAAUCAUCGUCAUCAUCAUCACCAGCAGCCACACAGGAAACGAUCAAACGCGCACAGCCGCCCGGGACCAUCGGGAAAACGACAGAUUGAGGUGCUUGAUCAGUUUUCCAGUACAGGUCCUAAGAUGAGAAGCCUAAACCAUAUGCCAGAUAUGGUAUACGAAGCAUUGGCGAUGGAUGAAAGAAAAAAGUCCUGGAGAGGACACACGAAUCCUAACUCUAAACGGCUCCCGAUCAACGAAUAUGUGCAUGAAACGUGUGAAAGUCGAUUUAAUAGUAUUGAUCGAACGGAUCGGUACCGAAACGAGAAGUUCUUUCACGACUUCAUAAACUCGGAUGACAAUAAUACUCUAGGGAAUCGUUCAGGCAAGAAUUCAUUUAACAAAUACCAACCAGAUUCACCUAUCUAUUCUCGUAAAUCGCCACAUUAUCUGAUCGUGGACUACGAAACGGACAGCCUCGAGAGGGUAACCUGCAGAACACAAAUCAGUUUCAAUACAUCCACAACUACUAGCAGUGAUCUUAGCUCACAACCCUCACCCUCACACAGUACAGCCCUCCCGCUGGAAGAGGAAGUCGAGAUUCGUAACGCAAUCUAUGAUCGGGUAGAGGGGUUUAGGAAGGAUACCGACACUAUAACAAAAGAACGAGAAACCGUCAGCCAUCCAAGCAUGGACGAUUAUGAAGACAUCCCGAUGAAUUCACUUGCUGAAACGGUCAUUCAAGUUCCGUCAAAAAAGGGCCCAAAGAUAAAAUGCGAUACGCCCUUUCAGGGGAGUAUCACGAUCGAAGUAGAACACAGCCCAGAUGAUUGCGAUCUUUCGACCGACAGUGAUCAAUUCGAACCCGACACGCUGGAUCGGAAACCUAAAAAGCACAGCAACAUUAUCGGAAGGCAUAAAAGCAACGUUUGGACACAAGAACGUCCGAACAGCAAAGAAACGAACCUAACCUCACUUCCUGCCGAUCUAAACAAUCACUUUGUUCUAAAAAACUCACAGUCCUUUAAAGAGACCUCGUUUGGUAGCCUCCGAGAAAUUUACGAGUCAAAAAACUUAAAAAACGCUAACCACAACCAGAUACGAAGUUUGGAAGAAUUUGACGUAGAAUCUGGAAAGCUACUAACAUUAGAACUUCGACACUCAAAGCGACAGCGAACGAAUGACAAUACCGCCAUUGCACCCAAGCUAAUGCCACCGGAUUUGAUUCCAUCGGAUAUGCCGAUACCUCGGAAUCACUACGAUCAACCACGUCAGCAGUUGAAACAAGUCGAAGACUAUGGCAUCUCCCCGAAGAAUCUUGCCUGCUGGAACAGCGAUAAGUUUUCGAAGCAACCGAAUGGUCCUGCACCGAAACCUGUCCUUAGUAAUCUGGAAAGUUAUGAAAACAGUAUGACGGCAGACAGCGAUUCGACGCAAUUCACGGGAGUUUCGGACAAUGAUCACAAUUCAUCUAGGAAGCAGAAAAAGGUUGCCAACUAUAGUCAGGUCAACAAAUCUUUUCGCGAGCGAACGAAAUCGAUGGAAAAGGAAGGCUUCAGGCUGGGAGAGAUAGAGCAAGACAGAUCAAACAUAUUGAAGAAUUUUAUGUCUCUAGGAGAGUUAAAUGAGAAAAUUUUUAUGGAUCAGAUGGAUAGCAAGAUAUAUGACUUGAAGGAGUCACAAGUUGUGAACCGUGCUAAAUUUAUUGAGGACAUUGACAAGAUUGAAGUCUUGUCGACCAAGACAUUGUCCAAUUAUGAUUUUCCGGUAGGGAAGAAUAGUUCUAGCUCAAAGUCGAAGGAUGUAGUGGAAGACAAGGCGAACUUUGAAGUAAAUUCAAGCAACACCACAAAGAUUUAUAGAGUUGAGAUUAACCCCGCGUCGAAUGGAAUACAAAUUGCCAUGGGUCUUCGCGAUCGUGUGAAAAAAUCAAAGGACAUAAAAAAUGCUUGGAAGAAAUUUAUAGGAAUUGCCACUUCAAAGUUCAAUGGGAAGCUAAACGAUGGCAAAAGUGAUUCCGAUGCAGAGAAGAAUUCUGAGUCGUCAGAUAUUCUCGAUAAGGACGAAGGAAUAUCAUCUUUGAUCGACGAUGCAAGUACUGCUUAUGAGGUCACGCAUUUUCAUCAUCACCGACAUCAUCAUCACUACAAGGCACUGGGUUCGAGUGGACCACCGUCCAAUAGCCGUCAAGUUAUGGUCCUUCGGAGAGAUUCGCGAUCGAGUACGAAGGAUGACAGUGGUUACAUAAGCGCUGAUUCUGCUGAGUCUCGAUUGAACAAUAGAAAACUCUACGAACGGUUCAAUUUUACUGGGAAAUCUUCCGAGUCUACUGACUCGAUCCAGGAGGAAAAUAAAUACGAAAUUUGUGCUAUUCCUGAGAAUUCCGCGAGCACCGUCAAAAGUAAUACUUCGUCUUCCUCGGACAGUAGCACCCGUUCGGAUAAGCAGUUGACCCGACCACGCGGUCCGCCUCCACCUUUACCCCCACCGAAUCCACCGCCUCCACCACCUACUGCAACGAUUCCUACUAAGAAGCAGCCUUCGCCUCCUCGAACAAUAGAAAAACCCCAAACCAAACCACCACCUCCUCCGACCAAUCCUGCUCCAAAAGUUCCCCGUCCCGAGGAAAAUUUUCUCUUCAACACAGCGGAUGCAAUCAGCGUUCGGGUGUACUCAUCCGACGAUGAGAACCUCGCCAGCAGCGGCAAUGCUUCCUGCAUUUCGGACAACAACAACGAAGACGACGACGAUGGUACCAGCUGCGCUACCGACGACAUCUGCGAAUCGGGCGCCGAAAGUGUCGAGACGCAUUCGGUAUUCUUCAAAAACAUUCGGGCAAGGCCAAACGAAACACGCAGCGCGACUGCAAUGGCGCACUAGAGGGUAAGAACGAAUUAUGUGCAAUGUUAAAUGUUAGAUCGACAACGGUUGUGCAAUAAUAGCAGCAAUACGUGUGCUUAGAGAUUUAGGGCCAGCAUGGUUAAGUGUUGUACAUUUUUGAAGCUGGCAUAUUGAGUUAUUGUACCUCUGAAUAAUUAGGACCACGAAGGGUAGAGACUAUGUUUUAUUAGGCGUAUAGAACUAUACUGUUAUUCGAUAGUUUUUGAGACUGUUACUUCAUUUGUGCAAUCUAAAUGACUCUCAUUGUUGACAUUAGUGUGCAAUUGUUUUUUUUUAUAAAUUUUGAAAUAAUUAGUUUGAUUAGACUUUAAUUUAUAUCGUGU